UAUGUCAGUCCAGCAAAAGCGAGUAGCCGCUUUUAUUUUAAAAGAACACUACGGAGAAAUCGUAGAAAAGGUCGGGACCUAUCUUUUUGCAAAAGGUCCUCGUCCUUUGAGAGAUAUUAUUCAUGACACUAAGUUAUCUCGUGACCAAGUUCAAAAGUCUUUGUGUUGCCUUAUACAGCAUCAUUUUGUCACGUUUGAAGUCAACAAAAAGAACGUUACCUUGUAUAAUGCAUGGAUAUCAAAUACACUUCUUCGUGCUCGGGCUCCUCGGUUUAUCUAUUGUGCAAAGUCUUUGUUUGGAUACACAGGAGAGUUGAUUGUUGAUGAAGUUUUACAACAUGGAACAGUAGCCAUGAGCAAAGUUGUCUCCAAAGUUUGGAACCAUUUGGUGGAAGAUAACCUAGACGUAGAUGAAUAUGAAGUCAAUGCAACAUUUGCUGAUCUUGUAAAGAAACAUUUUCUGCAAAGAGUGCAAUCACCUCAUGAAGACAUCAUUGACACAAAUAGCUACUGUGAAACUGAUUUGUAUACCCUUCCCCCUGGAGUGAACUUUCAAGGUGAUGUAUAGAUGCAUAACCCGGGGGGGGGGGUACUCCCAUACAUUACCUAUACGGGUAUGUGCCGCCCACCGGGGUCGUGAUUUUGAAGCUCCUGGUUUAUAACGGGGUAUCCAUUUCAGAGGCAUUUUCUAGAAUGGGGUAUAAUAUUUCGAACGUAUGAAAGUUCCAGUUUUGUAAGCAGCCAUUUGAAAUUAUUCAAGGACAGAUUGCUUUUAGAAAUACAGUUCACUGCAUUAACAAGCAAACUGUUACACUCUUGUUGCACCCUAGAACGGAGUAUAAAAAAUUGGCCCAUUUCUAGAACGGGGUAUCAGUUUUAGGGGAAACUUUUUAGAAUGGCGUGCCGAUUUGGAGUCCCGGGCGGCACAUACCCACCCAAAAAAUACCCAAGUGUACCUCCUGGGAUGCAUAAUCAUUGUAGCCUGUGUUGCAGGUAUAAUUUAAGGCUAAUGUUAUGGUUGGGGGAUUUUUACGAAUGCGAAAUGGCAUCCAGUGAAACUGAAGUUUAGUGAUUAGGUUAAGAAAACUGAGUAUACAUGUCAAGUUUCAGUUAGGAUCAUUAUACAGGGAAAACUUAACUGGAACUUAAUUCACUCAGUUUCCUAAUGCUAUUUCUAGUCUUCAGAGUCAUUUGACGUUUGGUGCUGUUUGGUUUCCUACAAAGUAUCUAUGCUGAAUAUGCUGUAAAUCAGUGCAGAAAUUCUUGUUCUGGACUGUUAACAAGGGAACAACAGAAGCAUCGUCAUUAGCAGCCUUGAGUCUCUACUUACAUUCUCUGCAGUACUUCUUUCCAAACCAUUCUAUCAGCUGUUACUAUGUGCAAAUCCUUAACCCUUGUUCUACUGACCCCUGAUAUGAAAAAGAGGCUUCAGUUCAGAAAAUAAAAUUAAUGGAUUGUUUGUAAAAAUGUUGCCAUAAGAACUAAAAAGUGUUGAAAGUACCAAUAAUACUCUCUAUGAGUGUAGUACAGUCAAACCUCUGUUAAGAGGUCACCUUUCAAUUUCCCAAAUCUGCUUCCCAUAUUUACUGUAAAUUUGACCUCUAUUCAACAGUCACCUCUAUUAAGCAGAUGUGGUCACCAUUUGGGUUUCCCAAAUGGCUAAUUUCAUUGUAAUUUGCCUCUGUUAGACGGUUACCUUGUUACAUAGCAGUUAAUAAAAAAUGGCAUAUUUUUUAACAUGAAGAUAAGUGAAGCAUUUCCAGUUUCUUUCACAGUUCAUCAAACGCAGCAUAGGUAACAUUGUAAUCUACGUAAAUUAAAUACACAUCUCUCUCUUCAUGUUGAAUGAGGUUUUAAAAUAAACGCAGAUGAUGUGUUUGAUCGAAAAGACAGUGAAUGACGAAUUACAUUACUGUAAAAUUUAUUUUUAGGCAUAAACACCCCAGAACUUCCAAGUACUUUUAUCAUAUUUCCCGUUACUAUUGUUGUGAACAAUAUCUUUUGUUUGCGAUUCUAACAAAGAAAUGCAAAGGUUGCCGACAGGUUUUUUUUGCAUACGUUUUUUCUUGCAAAAGAAGGAUAAUCUGGCGGAAAAAAAUGCAGAGCAAUGUUUUUCUAAUGAAUCGGAGGCCACAUGCAAAAAUUCAGCUGAUUUGGAAGAAAAAAAAGAAACACCCAAAAUGUCACUUAACAUUCGGUUAUACCAAGCCCUUCAUUAUUAGUAUUGUAUUGUGAUAAAUUUUGUCCUCUAUGUCAAUUUCUGCCACAUUACGGGCUUAAUUUUAGAAAACCUCUAUUAAGCAGUCAACCUCUAUUAAGCCAAUCAGGAGACAAAAUUGUCCUAAAAUAGGGUAACUUCAGAGAGCAAAAGAAUCCACACCCCUUCCCCCUCCCCCCUCCCCCCUCCCCUCCAUUCAAAGUUGGAAUGUUUGUUGUUUUCUGUAGGUAGCUUGAACAGAGGCACAACAUUUUGUGGAUGGGAUGGGGGAGGAAAAGCUUUAUGUUCUCCUUUUGAAGUCAGUGAAAUGUCAGACAACCCCUUUUAGGGUGAAGUGUCUCAACUGAUUUUGUCGCUGAUUGAGCGGUCACCUGGCUAAUUCCUGAGGAUGACCGCUUUGAUAUAGAUAAAUGCCCUUUGUGCUGGAACAGGUACAAAUUUGAUGUAAAACAGACAUGGCAAGAUUACCCACAGUACACACAAUCUUUAUAGUGAACUUAAAGCCCCAAUAUACAUGUACAAAUUCUCCAAACUGAUCUCUAUACAUUGUCUCAAAGAGUGAGUUGAGAGAAUUUGAUAAAAGAUCAAGGCAUUUUCUCUGUGGUGAUCAUUUUGUUAGUUCUCAUAACCCAAUCUUCAAACAAUGUAUAGAUAUCAUUAGGAGAAAAUUUAUGUUGUUCAAGGGUUAAUAGAUUUAAUAUACUUUUUAGGACCUGGGGCAAAACGGAAAAGGACUAUUGAAGAUGGCGGCCAACCAACUAAGAAGCAGAAAACAGAGGCAAGGUCGGUUAUCAACCACCCAUGUCAAGUAAAGUGUCGUCAUAUUUUGCUUGUAAAUAUCUGUUGAUGAGUCCAACACAUAUUUUUUUAUUUCUAGUCUGUCUUGCAGUAAAGGAGCUUCUGUAAGUAUUAAGAAAGUUAAAAAAUUUUUCAAAUCCUUUUUGUGUUCAAAGUGCUGUGGAGGACUGUAUAUGGCAAGUUUUCCCUUUUUGUCUCAAAUAGUGUUUGUAUUAAUAUUAUUUCAGGAAAUUAAAGAUGAAGGGAUCUUGUGGAAAGUGAAUUUCCCCAGGUUUCAUCAGCACUUUAUUGACAUGGUAAGGUGGGAAAAAUAAGGAUUCACACGCAAUGUGUUUGUUAAUAAGUACCUUAAAGCACUUAAAAUCUUGCAGGAAGAGUGAAAGAUGUUAAUUUUUUACUGAGUGUCUUAAAUGUAAUUAUUAUUACUAUCGUUAGAUCCUAGAAUUUUAUCCAAGUGUGUGCACACUCUCACUGGUUACUUCAACAUCACCUGACAUCACAAAAUAGAAAUAUUUCCGGCCUAAUAUUGUCUGAAAGUGUUUAGUGUUCAGUUUUCCUUGAGGCCUUUCUUGUUGUAGUCCACUAGUCACCACAAGGCUAAGAGAGGUUUCUCUAGUGGCUAGGGUCUCAGCAGGAGGUGCAGUUGGGCUUGCAAGUAGAGGAUCAGCAGAAGCCAGGGGCUGGACCAUUUGGUUGGUGGUGGCUUCAUGGUUGGGAUGGGAGGUUGUUGGGUGCAAAUCUUUUAGGGCUGGAGUUGGAAGUGAGGUCUGGUCCAAUGAGCCAGCUCCUACUGGUGGUCUUGGCAAAGGAGCCAUAAGAGGCUGAACAGAUUCUUGUGGGGUUGGCAUAGAGGAUGAUUCUGGCAAUUGGGUGAAGUGGGCUCAGGCUUUAGUGGUAACAUGUUGAUGUGUUGGUGACUGUUAUCAGUGGUGCAUCUGGGUGGCUGUGUGUGCGCUUGGGUUUAUUUCCUGAAGUCUUUGAUUAGUCUGCCAAAUGUGCACUGAGUGGAGGAUAGCUGGGUGUUUGGCUCAGUAGUGCUGGGAUACUGGAGGAUGGCAUGUAGUCAGUAUCUAGGCUGUUGUGGGUCAGUGUUUAGGCUGCCAUUGGGGUCUGUUGUUGAUGAUGAGCAGUUUAACAGUUUUCACUUCUUCCUCUCUGUUUGAGUGUGGGAGUGCCCAGAUUAAAGUUGUUGAUGUCAAUCGCACUUUCAUUAGGGAUACAAAACAUCACAAAUGUGCAUCAAACAUCAUUCAGUCAAUCAGCCCUUAAAGCCCCCUUCUGCCCAUUCAAUGAUGUGUGAGUUUAAGUUGCAGCCCACAACAGUAAGGUAGUUCACUGGAAGAAAUCAGCAAAUAUGUACUGAAAGUAUGCACUAGUGUAGCACUAGGUUAUGACAGUGCCAUGUGAUUGCAGUGGGUACAAUUUGCCACCAGGUCCGUGAUAGCUGGAGUGAUGCAUGGCCAGAAUACAGUAGUUUCCUUGAUGUAUUGAGUGGGGUAUAUAGAUAUGUGUUCUGAGUGAAGUUGUUAUACCUAUAUGGUCCUUGCAGAGGAUGAGACCAUUGGCAAUGCACAGAUGUUUCCAGAACUGAUAGCACUCCUGGAGGGAAGGUUGGAGAUCUUGGCAAAAUUGAAAAAAGCCAGAGUCAAUGAUGGAGACCAGCUGGGCCAUCUCUUUGUCCCUGGUUGUUGCUUGUUGGACGCUGUCCCACAUUAUUGCCAUAGUACUUAGCGCUGAGGAAGCUGAUGAAGCCAGGCGUUCAUCACUGGUGCUAAUUAAGGAUUGACGCUGCUUGGAAUUAGGCUAAGCUCAUGCAAGCCAUAAAUGAGUGGGCAGAGAGGUCGAGGGGAGCAGAGCAGCCAAAGUAGCUGAGGCUGUUAUGUCAUCUGGUAGAAACAUCAUUUUGGGCCAGUAGGAUGGCAGGAGAAAGCACUGGCAGCCUCAUGUAGUACAACAGGAAAAUGUGCCUUGUGAAAUUGGUAGCAUACUGUCUUCUCUUUGUGGUUGGGUAGGCAGGCAUUGGAGAGUUCAUUAAGAAAUCGAUCAUCAAACACUUUCUGUAAGGGCUUGUGGUCCACAGUAAUAAUCAGGAUGCUACAACCCAAGACAAGGAAUUUGGUUUUGUUGAGGGCACCAACUACCUCUAGGAUCUUUCCCUGGACUGGUGCAUAGAUGAAUCAGCAGCAUGAGUGAAGUGGCUGCCAACAAGUGUUACUUUCCAUCUUGUGCAGCAGUAAAGGGUUCUGUGAAUGGAUAUUUAUAGUGUUUCUGAGACAGGACCUGAUACCAUACCAUCCUUUGCAAGUUGAUGGCCAGGCAAGUUGGUUUUGAUGUAUCAAAGAUUCAGACACCCUCUUUAAUCUCACUGACGAUAAUGGAUAUAGAUUCUUCAAAAAGUCUUUUGAGCUCUUUACUCAACGAAAUGGUGUGCCUGGAUUGAGGUAGCCUGUGUUCUGUAGCACUGGAGGCAUCAUAGAAAACUGGAUGAUGAUUCAGAACCAAGUGGGUAGGUCUGUGAUGUUGUUAGCAGUACCUCCCCCAUGGAGUGAUGAAGGUGUCAAGGUGGUGAUCAUCCUAUGACUGUUUGAUGACUUCACUUCAUUGGUACUGGCUCAAGGACAUCCAAUGCUACAUCUUGGUCAAGGCCAGCUUUUACAUCUGCCUGCUUGUGAAGUGGAAGUGGAACAUGAUGUAGUAAGCAAUAAUAAAUUGUCACUGUGAGAACAACAAUAACACUUAUAGGGAUGGCCUUUGUCAGAGGAGGAGUUGCAGUUCACAUGCGUCAAGUACGUUGGACUUGUAGUAAUUCAGGAGGCAUUGUUUUAGGCACUGCAAGUUAUCCUUGAUUGCUGGGAAUGGUAGUUGAGUUGGUCUGGGUAGUGGCAACUGGUGAUGUGGACAGUUACAAGGCAAGCUCAAUGCACUCUCAGGUGGAUAUGAUGCAGUGCAUGGGUUAGUUUCCCUGUUGCUCCAGAUACCUUGUCCGGUUUUGUUGCUGGUGUUAAGUGCAGGGGUUCAUCCAUAGUUAGGAAAUGCAAAGAGAUCCUGCACAGGGCUGCGCAACUCUCCUGGCUCAAGGAUAGCUUGUCAGCAUCACCCGUAACAUGGACAAUCCGCUUGAGAUUUUGUCUGCAUGUGGAUCGAGCUGUCAUAGAAUCACAAGAUGAUGGUGCCCAUCAUCUUGAUGUUAUUUUUGUUAGCAGCAUGAAUGUGCAUUGUCACUGGAAUCAGUUUGGCCUCACAUAGGCCAAAGGGAUUUUUUUUUCAUUCUUGGGGGCAGUUUUGGCAGCUGGAAUCUGUCAAAGCAGUUUGAAAUCCUGGGGCUAGGAAGUUGACCGGGUGAACUGUGGUGAGAGGCUUUGAGGCCUGUCAAACCCAGCAAUCAUAAAAGGGUUGUACAGGUAGGGAUCAACCACCAUAGCAUGUUUUUGGUGAGUUUUGUUGGGAAUUCUUGUUGUACAGAGAACAUCAAAGACAGCCCCUGUGCUUCACUAGUGUUACUACCUGCAGGGUCAUGAUGCUGUUUUUUUGGCUUGCCCUGGCUACAGCAUUCAGUCUUUAAGUGAUUUGCUUGACCACAGUGUUCACUUACAUGUAUCUCACCACAGGCAGGGCAUUGUUGUUCCUGACACUUGUUGGGAUAUUCUUGUUAUGGCAAUGCUUGCUACAUUAACUGCAAGGUUCAUUCUUAGUGCAGAUUGUGUGAGUUGUGAAUUCAUCAUGCUCAGCACAAUGACGUUGGCUGCCAGCAGCAUCUGCCCCAUGGAUUUUGUAAGGGAUGCCCAGCAGAUAUUUUUCCAGCUGCUUUUGCUUCAGUAAACUAAAUUCCGUUUUCCAGUGUUAUGUCUUCAGUUCGUUGAGUGUAGCUAUUGUGCCAAAGGUUAGUGUAGCAGUGGUGGUGAUACAGGUGUGAGUGCCAGUUGAGUGGACUGAAAUUAGUAUGAGGGUUAAUUUAUCUGUGACAUCAUCUCAUUAUAUUUGCAAAUAUCUGGAAAUGAGCACUUGUGCAUUAGCAUUGGUUUUUUUUGUUCCUGGAUUUUUCUCUUCUCUUUGUUUUUUUUUUUUGGCAAUGGAUUAUUGUUUUUCCAGCAUGAACAAAGAGUAAUAUUGUGGAGGAAUGCUUGCUCUUCUUCUGGCUUACAAUGAACAGGGAUUCUUGUUGCUUAGAUUUUUGUCGGUUUUUUAGUCCAUUGUUUCUCAUUCUCUCAUCAUAAGCAGGGGUGCUUAACAUUUACACAAACCACUCUUGUGGAAAUCUUGUACAUAAAUAUAAAGCUAGAAAAUUUGAUGUGGUUGGAGAACAACUUGCAAAAGAGUAUAUCCAAAUCAGCUUAACAGACUAAAAAGAGUAGGAAAAUUGCAACACCUCAAAUCACAGCCAUUAUUUUCGGAAGCUUCCCAAACCAAAUGGCAUGAACCAUUUAAUAUUCUAACAGGAUUUUCUGGUUUUUCCAUUGUAAAUGGUUAGUACCCUAGGAGUCCAUCUGUUCCAUGACUUCAGUUUAAUGGAUCAUAUCAACUCGUGUGAAAGAGAAUGACAAAAGUAUGAAACAAGGUGCCAGGAUUAUCGCUGAGUUAGUACAUCUUAUUUGGUAUCUAGCUGUGACUACUACUUAUCAUUAUAUUAUUAUGAGAGCUAGGCCUGAGAACAACAAACUUUAUUAAUUUUUUGAAUUUCUUUUUCAAUCAAGAAAAACAGUGUUCAAGAUGUAGUUGUUGUAUCCACAAAUCUUUUAUCUUCUUUUUUAGGAUAUUGUUUCAGCUGUGACAAAUAAAGUUGACAAGGUAUUUCUGCGUGUAAAUAAAUUACAUUUAAAACUCUAUCAUGGUUCGUAUUUCUAUUAACACAUCCAUAUUUAGCAGUGAGGAAUAAUUAUGAACCUUUAGUUUGCAGGUGAGAUUGUCAAUGCAAUGUUAAAAUUAAGUGAGCUGGAAAGAGAUCCGUUGUCACCAACAUCACAGUCUGUAUCACUCCAUCAGGUAAUAACUUCUUUAGUGUAUUAUUUGCUUUUAUGUGUCUCUUUAUGACCCUUUAUACAUAGGGAUGGAAAGGGCAAAAUUACAGCAAAAUUUUUAGCCUAAAUUAAAGGCCGGGACAAGUUGCAGCAACAAGUUGGGGUGACAGAGCGCUUCGUGUGUACAGGUCUGGCAACUUGUUGCAGCAACAUGUUGCUGCAACAAAAUUCCGUUGCAGAGACAAAGAUUUUCACACAAUUCUCCAGUACACACGAAGAAAUUUGUCGCUGCAACAUGUCGUUGCGACAUGUUGAACAAUGUAUUUACAAGGCUUGAACAUAGUCAAAAUAUUUGAUGUGUCAACUGCCAGACCACUGUGCCUCCAUUGUUGACGAAAUUGGCAGGUUGAUCUUGAAAAUCUGUUGUUAUUUUGCUUUCUGUUUUAAUUUGUGAGUGUGGUUCUAUCUGCAUUUGGUGUGCAAGCAUUACUUGUAGGAAAAAUAGAUGCAGGAAGGAGAUGAUAACCUUCUUUUCGGUCGCUAAGUUUCUUGUUAGCUUGUUUCUGUGGUUAUGAAACUGACAGGACUAUUAUCUUGUAAGGGAAUGACACUUCCACCCCUGGGUGGUAGGGUGCUUCCAUUCGCUACGUGUUACCGGAACAGGCAUGAGCUUUUUGGGUCAACUCAAGGCUAAUUUCGUGAGUCACUUAGAUGUCACCGCCUUUCAUUCCAUGCUAGUUCAUUUUAUGUUGACAAUAUUUUAUUUUAUUGACAGAUUUCACAAAACUUGUCAAUCACCCCAAAAAUGGAGAAGACCCAGAUUACUCAGUACCUUUCCUUGCUUACAGAUGAGAAGGUAUUUUUCUGUAGUGUUCCAGCUUUUUCUUGAUUUCUUAGUGAACUACCUCCUCUGAACAAAGUAAUUGAAGAUAAAGCAGUAAUUAGCGUUGAUUAAUUUCAACUACAGAAAUUUGAACCUCGCCUUAACACAUGAAUUAACACCUAGCUUCAAUAGUGGAUGAAACUUUUUACAUAACACACUACUGCACACGUAAGGCUUAAGAGCACAUAAAAAGAAUCAGUAAUAGGGAGCUCAAGCAACGGCAACGACGGUGACGGCGACGGCGACGGCCACGAAGACGCGCUUAUUCCAUCUCGUCCAAUUCGUCAAAUAUUGGCAAUUUUUUCUGGAGCUGACUCCUAAAAGACUGUAUCGAAAUUCAGAGAAAAAAAGAGAAAGUCGGAGUCUUGUGUUCACGUCCUCCAUUAAACGUGAAAUUAGGCAUUUUCAUGUCGUAGUCGUGCAUUGACGGCAAAGAAAUGUACAAAAAAGCGUGAUGCACGUACAGAGCUGUUAUCUUUUAUUUGCAAAACGACAACUUUGCACGUGCAUCACGCUUUUUGUAGAUUUCUUUGCCGUUUUUGCACGACUACGACGUGAAAAUGCCUAAUUUCGCAUUUUAUGGAGAACGUAAACAAGCAACGGGAAAAUUUUAUUUAUCUUUCUGAUCAUGUAUAAGGUCCCUUGAUAUUCAACUUCAGGAGGGUCGCCUACAGUUUACCAAGUAAAUGGGAAGGAACAAUAUUGCGAUAUAGACUGAAAGAACGCAAAUUCUUCUUUUGGGCGACCUUCUCGUCGCCGUCGCGUCAUUGGAUAAUAAGGUCCCUAAUGUUGGAGAAGGUAGAAGAAUGGUAUGAGGAUUGCAAGGAAAAGGGUACUGUGUUAUUAUGAGGUAUAUCAUAUCAAAUCUACACUUAAAUGUCUUACUCAGUCAUGCAAUCAUUUGAUACUUGAAGUGCCAUAAAUCCUGCAGUCAUAUUUUAUUAUUAUUAUUUUUUUACCAGGAUAAUUUGGUUUCAAAAACUGGAGAGAGUGGAGGAGGCAUGUACUGCAUCAGUAUCCUUUUGUUAUAAACAGCAGCACAUCGAGGGCCAGUCGCAUACUCGGGGAGUGGGAGUAAUCCUAGGAACUGUACUUGGUGGGGGUGUGGCGCCCGGUUCUCCAAAUCCUGACCCGAUUUCAGACCAAAAAAUGUCAUAUUACAAUUUCAUAACGCACCAAUUUUAAGCCGUGGCCUCUAAAAUGCAUACACAUUUUAAAUCUAUUUAAGGUCUGGUGUAAAAAUCAUGAGUUUGACUGGGUGGAAUGGUAGACAUUCUUGCUUUGCCAAAAAGGCUUCCUGCUCUCUGAUAACCUGGAACAGAUUGUUUUUCUAGAAACAUUGUUGGUUCGUAGUAAAGAAUAGCAAUUAAAAAGCCUCCAAUUGCAAGAACUAUGCUAACAGACCUGAAGUAAUUUGUUCACACAAGGCAGUCAUAGUACUGAUUUUUGACACUUGUAUGCUCACAUAACACUUCCUUGGGAAUUCAGUUGCAGUAUUACUUUCUGCACUUAUGUCCAUAAAAGCAAGAAAACUUGGAACGUAGGUACUUCAUAUUAGACACAAUCAUUUCUAAUUUCCAUGUGACCUCAUGUAAAAAGAAGUGAUUCCUUUCGUUUAGGUGAGGAUUAGGGCUAGAGGACACUUUGUGUUGUCUGUCACAAGGAGAAUGAAUCUCAUUAACUUGCAAUCCUGGACGAGUCUUGGAAAUAUCGAAUAUUAUAUAUGUUUCCUUAACGAGUGCUAAAGAUAUGCAGAAGUGUGUUGAUACACUUUGUCAAAAUGUGGUGGAAUCCAUUGUUCAGGAAAGGUACGAGAAAUAGUGUUUGUCAUUUCAUUUUCUUUCUUGUAGUGUCAUUGAAAAGGGAAGAGAAACAUUAUUUUAGUUUUUGAGUAAUUAACCUGACAUUGGUCAUUAUCCUAAGCAGAUCCGGGUUAAUCAAAUGCAGAGACUUUGAAAAUGUCCUUUGUGUUGAUUAUAGAUUUGGAUCCAGAUGUUUUAGGAUCUUCAGACUGCUGUUACUUAAGAAGCACAUGGAACAGAAACAAGUAAGUUCUAAAAAUAGUGAAUUUGGAAAAGAUUUGAUUCAGAACAGUGGAAGGCCUACACUAAUGAUACAUAUAUCUUAAAAGCUCAUGAGACUAUAGAUCAGUCAAGAAGAUUUUUAUUUCUCAGCUGUAAAAUUUACAAAUGUCAGAGCAGACUGAUGUAAGUAAAUCUUCAUUUCCUAAACUUUCUCGGGAAGAUGCCUAAAGAAUAUCAAUCCCGCGUAACCAAGCAAGAAGAGCACUAACUCAGUCCUACCACUGGAUAAACAUUUUCUUGUGACCAGUAAAAAGGUUGAACACAUUCUUAUUAAAAGUUUUCUUAUUUCUUAUCUGUUUUCAACUCUAGUUAGGUGAGCUAGCAAUGAUUCCAUCUAAAGAUGCCAAAGAGCUGUUGUACAAGUUAUUUGCCGAGAGAUUCAUUUCGCUGCAGGUACCAUUUGAAAUUUUACCAGCAUUUAUGCGUUUUUUAAGCUUUGUUUUGAUUCAGUGUUGUUAACAAACAACUCCCAGUUGCAAGGGUGCUGUUGGGGGCUCUUCAGUGAAGUUUGACUACUUGGGGUAUCUUUUGUAUUGUGCUUUUUGAGGCAACUGAGUCCAUAAAUAGUAUCUCCAACAAUAUUGGAUCGCGCAUGUUCACCACAUUGAAGUAUCCGUGGGGAUUUUUCAUCUUCGUCGCAAAUUAAUUGCUCUGCCAGCGUAUUUCUUGCAUAGAGGACCUUGAGAUUGGACAACGAAAACAAUAAAAAGAUUGGGUUAUGGUGUGACCUUCAAGCUAAAUAUGUGUGCCUCGGAAAAUCACUGUCUGUGCUCUUUUGGCGAAAGAUUGAGAGUUCGCAAAACAUAACUGGCUAGAAGUUCUAUGGUUGUGCAUAGAUUCAAUUUCUGACUCUUAGUCUAAAAGAAAAGGUCGCUGUUUAUUAAUCUCCUUGAUUAGCGAAGCACCCGCGCUGAGCUAGUAAAGUUAUCGUCAUUACAUUUAUAUAGGUCGCUUUUGCUGCAGGUUGUGAGCAACUUGCCUGCCCUCGCGCGCCCUCAGAGCUCCCCUCCCAAAGAGAGCUUGCUCGCAGGCUACUGUUGUUGGGACUUGUCAGAACUGUGUGAACAGGAGCACCAACUACAUCUAACAACUGCCAACCAUAUUGUACCUUUUAAUUUUACACUUGCUUUUUGCCAACAGGAAAUUCCACGAGCCUCUGAUUAUGCUCCAUCCAGAACAUUUUAUUUGUUUUCUGUGGAUCUUCAACAGCUGAGCAGAAUGCUGAUUGAAAAGUCAUAUCAGGUAACAAGGAAGGGUUAGCCGGCAACAAUGAACAAAAGAACCAUGCCAAUUAAUGUAAAAGAUGAGGUAAUGAAACCAAGACCCUGUUGUACCAAGGAUCUUGUUGUUCAUGGAGAUUGUUCAGUUGGACAUGUCUCUCAGUAAAUAUUCUCCUUUGUAGGCGGCAACUGAUAAAACUUAUCGCUUUCAACAUCCGUUGUUAUAUUCUUGUUACACUCACACCUCAGAAUCACACACUAAGGCUUAGAAUGGUCAUCAGAUUCUAUUUGGAAAUUUUCGUGGUGCUUUGCAAGUCUCGUCUUUGUAACGUUUUUUCAGUCUUUUUAGUCUUCUGAUAAUAAAAGAUUUUGUAAAACGUUUAAGCACAAGAAGUAGUGGGAUAAAAACAUGACAUUUCGUCGACGAAAUGUAACCAUUAUCAAAUGGUUAAUGGGCUAAAAGCGAAGCUCUCGGUAAUAAUUAUAGUUUGCUCAAACAAAAUAUAAAAUUGUGUAAUGCUAAAGGUGAUGUUACACGUUACGAUUCGCGACGACGAUUUUUAACACAACACAGCGUUGCAGUGUUGGAACAAUGUUGUAACUAUUCCAAACAAUGUCGUAACAAUGUUGCAACGCUGUGUUGCGCUAAAAAUCGUUGUUGCAAAUCGUCUCGUGUAACAUCACUUUAAGCAGCGAAGGCAACGAGAACGGUGAAAAAACAACAAUCAGUCUAAUUAGCCAAAAACAACUUUGCACGUGCAGCACACUCUUUUUCAACAUUUCUUUGCCGUUGUUUUGCACGACUACAACGUGAAACUUCUAGAAACUUUCUAGUUACACGUUUUAUGGAGGAAAUGUCGUACGUGUUCUUGUUCACUUAUUUUUCAACUGCCGUUCAUUUUCACCUUGGUGGUUACUAGCAUUUCUCAUUUUCUCACCACCGCUAUAAUAUUUUCGUGUUGUUCUUCCAACAAGAAAUAUCUCCUGUAUUUUUAAUCUCUCGUUCUAGUUCUCUGUCGCUCUUUUUCUCGUUGAGCUUCGCUGGCCUGUCGCCUACUUUCUCUUUUUCUCUGUCUUUAUCUUUUUCUAUUUUCAAUUUCCGCUUUCCGUUUUCGUCUUUAUUGACUCUCUAGUUGUCUCUGCUUUACAAGACGCGGGUGGCUAUGCGAUUUCCUACCAAAAUAACGUCGAGUUGCAUUUAGGUUGCCAUACCUGUUUAUUGAUUUAUUUUACAUUGGCAUGCCUGUGGUGCGGACGGACGGGCGGACUUACAGUCACGUGAUUACCAAACUUUCUCGGAUGGGAAGAUUACCACAUUUUCUUAGGUAUGGGGCUACGCUCGCGCAUGGUCACUUUGUAUAACAAAUCUGAAAAUAGCUGAUUCUUUCUUUUAAAACAAUGGGAAUUAUUGUGGCAAUUAAAUCUCAUCCGUACUUGUCAACAUUUUGUCCUACUACAAAACUUCAUACACCAGGUGUUUUUCUCAAAACUGGAUUAAACAAAUCAUAUUCUUCAAACUUUGCGACAUUUAUCAUAAUACUACUUACAUUUUUCAGCAGUCAAUGAAUUACAUGAACGACAUAAAAUAAUGCUACAUAACGUAUGUUGGCUAAUACGUGACGGCUUAAGGUCAGAAUUUUAAUGGGUUUUCAUCGAAGGAAUGCCACUUGCGUUGCCAUUUAAUGUUAACAUUCUUUCGAGAAAUGGGGGUAUUUCAGAAGUCUGUCACCUUCUUGAUGAUAUCACCAUCAAAGCUUUAAAUGGGUCACUUACUACUUAUAAGUUAUUUGGUGUGACCUAUGGCAAUGGCAAUCAUUUUAAAUCAGCAAUGUGCCUGCCUUCACCCCGGGUUCCACGGGCCGGGUGAUACGAGUAUGAUGGCCUGUGGGAACAUCAUCAAAGAAGAUCAGGACUUCGGUGCUGUGGAAUCGCGAAAAAGCCCGCUACUCCCUUUGGCUAUUUCCUAUCGGUUGCCCUUUAUUUGCGACAGUAGCUGAUAAAAAUUUAAAAAGGCGAGUGGAGCGUAUAUCGACAAUACAAAGUGGCUAUAGCACUAUUAUUUUAGCACAAAGAAAGAGAACACUGAACAAAAAUAUGGAAAAAAACUGCUUGCAAGAAGAUGACGAUGGAAAAAAAUGUUUGCGGAGAUAUAUGUUUUUUAAAAAAAUCUUUGCAGAACAUAAUUUCUCCCCCCCCCCCGGCCCCCUCCAGAAAAAUAAUGGUCUGUCCCCAAGCGUACUCAGCUACAGCGUUACUACUUUUGCACAGUUACGAGUAAUCGUGCCUGUUGAUUAAAUUAAUGCUUCUUGAUUAGCUAACUGAUUGCGUGGACGCAGGGCUUAUGCUAAGAUUGAGCCUUCUUUCUGUUGGCAGGCGCUUGGAAAUCUGAUGAGUAGGCGCCAAACUGAAGUUCAAGAACAUAGGUAUCAUGUUUGAUUUAUUUGAAAAGAAACACUAUUUACGGGAGUAGAAAUUCAAUUGAUUCAACAGUAAGGGGGUUAACCAUUUCUUCGAUCUGUCCUUAUAAAGAUGUGAGCGUUACGAAAUAAAGAAGGAUUGAUUGAUUAUCAGGUUUUUUUUUUCGGUGAUUGAAGGCGUUUGGUGGAAAAAGAGGAAAGACUAGAAGCCACAAUAAAUUCUCUGAAGGCCCAACAUGGUGAAGAGACAUCAGCCGAGGCGAUAGCUGAACUACAGGAACUCAUUCUACCUGCUGAAAGGGAACAACUUAAAAAACUUAAACUUAACCUCGCCAAGUAAGUAUGUAAGGGGCAGCCGGUAUGAGGGAAACUCUUGUCGAUGAGCAAGUACCUUUUUUCUUCUUUGUACAUAAGGCUCUUUAAUACAACGUGGAAUGAAUUCUUGGAGCGAAAGCCACACGAUGAUUUAAAAAAAGUUUUUUUUUUUUGGCCAGUUUCACUCUUUUUCCUCACCUAUUAUGAAAACCGGAAUAUUUUUGUAAUCUUACGUUGCUUCAAAUACAUUUUUGGGUUUCUCCAAAUUUCGUGAUAUUCUUCCUUCAACGUUUUCGGAACAAAAUGUUUGAAUUUAAACACAGAUCUGACUCAGUAAACUGACGCUACAAUAGUUCACAAAAUAAGUUGACUGGAACCUAUUUUGUUCUCACUUUAGCAUGUGAAUUCUCGUCCCAAGUAAUUAGUCUUUUUAUCAUCACCUAGAACACCAAAUCAAAAUAAAAGCAAGCCAAAACAACAGAAUUUGAAACUAAACAUAAAGUAACCUCAGCCACUUGUUUUUUACCGUAAACAAUCUCUUAGACGCCCUCUCUCAAAUAAACGCCCCUUCUCUAAUACUUCCCCCUGCGCCUAUAAGUUUGUAUUAGACGACCUCUCUCAAGUAAACGCCCCUUCUCUAAUACUUCCCCCUGCGCUUAUGAGUUUGUGCUAGACGCCCUCUCUCAAGUAAACGCCCCUUCUCUAAUACUUCCCCAUGCGCUUGUAAGUUUGUAUUAGACGCCUUCUCUCAAAUAAACGCCCCUUCUCUAAUACUUCCCCCUGCACCUAUAAGUUUGUAUUAGACGCCCUCUCUCAAGUAAACGCCCCUUCUCUAAUACUCCCCCCCUGCGCCUAUAAGUUUGUAUUAGACGCCCUCUCUCAAGUAAACGCCCCUUCUCUAAUACUCCCCACCUGCGCUUAUAAGUUUGUAUUAGACGCCCUCUCUCAAGUAAACGCCCCUUCUCUAAUACUCCCCCCCUGCGCUUAUAAGUUUGUAUUAGACGCCCUCUCUCAAGUAAACGCCCCUUCUCUAAUACUCCCCCCCUGCGCUUAUAAGUUUGUAUUAGACGCCCUCUCUCAAGUAAACGCCCCUUCUCUAAUACUCCCCCCCUGCGCCUAUAAGUUUGUAUUAGACGCCCUCUCUCAAGUAAACGCCCCUUCUCUAAUACUCCCCCCCUGCGUUUAUAAGUUUGUAUUAGACGCCCUCUCUCAAAUAAACGCCCCUUCUCUAAUACUCCCCCCUGCGCUUAUAAGUUUGUAUUAGACGCCCUCUCUCAAAUAAACGCCCCUUCUCUAAUACUUCCCCAUGCGCUUAUGAGUUUGUGUUAGACUCCUCUCUCUAAUAAACGCCCCGUCCAAUAGACGCCCCUCUUGACAAAGACACCAAAAUAGUAGGAAGUAGCGAAAUAUAGCUAAAUCAUUGAAUCUAAUCAGAUUCUUGCUUGAUUAUCAAGAGUUUGCGUAUUGCAUUGUCAAAAGUUAGAACAUUUAUUACGUCACCAAAAUUGAGUCACUCCAGAUUAAAAAGGGGAAGAAAACCAAGUCUGAAUACCAGAACAGUGUUAUUAGUAGCAAUGAACAACAAGCGUGGAUCAACGUUGGACCAGGGGUACCAAACGACCGAUUGUUUCUAAAUACGUCAGAAAUGUGUUCUGAAGUCUGUUUGGUAAAUUUGAACUUGCCUUAUAAACUAUGUAUCUUUUCAGAUGCCUAAGGGGAACUGUGGUCGUCUCGAAAGUUUUGGGGGACUUUUUAGUCUUAUCCGAAACUGUCUGGUAGCCUGGUGGGUCCAGGCGAAAAUUCGAGCACGUGGAUUAGCCAUACUUUCAUUAAAGGAUUCUAGGGGGGGAUGCUUUGUCUUUGUACCUAAAUUUUAGGCUUGACCUUUUUUUAACAUUGAUUGCAAUAUCUUUGUAAUUAACACAACUUCCGAAAAUCGUAAGUAAUUUUAUACAAAAACUCCGAAAUCUUAAUGCGAGUGGAACGGUUUAGCCUUUCUCGAGCUUCUAGGCAAUAUUUGCUCCUUCGAAAGAAGUCAAUGGCUGCCCCUGUUUGGACGACGUUUGCUGUUAAUGUAUGAUUGACGUCAAUCGUAAAUUAUUCGACUCAAAAGGGAUGCAGUCACAUGAACAUCUGCUAAAAAGAGCACCCUUAGCGUUUGAAAGGCCAUUUUUUGAAUCUACUACAGUGGCAAACUUCAACUCAGUUGAUAAAACUGCAUUUUAGUGUUAACUCACCCACUGGCACAUUUGGCACCACCAUAGAUUCACUUUUUUCAUGUCCACAAAUAAUUUUUGGUUUGUUUUUUCUUUUUGUAUUCUUUCAGGUUGGAACAGAGUGAGUUACAAGUGGAUGAAACAAUUUUCAUUCUGUCUCAGUACAUUGCUUCACAUUAGAAGUCUAGUAUUAAAGAAUGUAGAAAAUCUACGGACACAAAGCAUCAUUUGUAGUUCCUUAUUGUUACUAUUUCGCGGCAAUGAAACUUCGCGAAUGACUACUAAUGGGUUUUCUUGAAAUGGGGCUGAAGCCAUAUUUCUGCAGUGAUAAUAAAAGCAUCAUCACAGAAAAUAACUCAGAACAUUUGGUGGACUCAAAUGCUGGAGACAAUAACUGUCAGUUUUUAAACAAUCUGUAUAACAUAGAAGAGAG
Messenger RNA from Porites lobata, 17539 nucleotides. NCBI's taxonomy places the organism in Eukaryota, Metazoa, Cnidaria, Anthozoa, Scleractinia, Poritidae. The record is from the annotation of a GenBank genome assembly.